UUAUAAUUACGAAAGAAACGCACACAACAGCGGCCACACCCGCCUGACUGGGAAUAAACUCUACGGCAAUCCCCGUUAUUCGGUUCUCGAACCCUGUUGUAGUUCUCGCCAGCAUCCCGCCGGCUGGGGUUCCUCCACAGCAAGACGGAGCAGUGCAGUGCUCUCCAGCAACUUUAUAUUUCAACUAUUUUUCAUUUUUCCAUCCAUCUCAUAUCUACCACUAUCCACUCUGCAAAGCACACACAAUGGAGUACAUCGGUAAAGCCACAGAGGUCGUCAAACACUUCAGAGAGACCAAGUUGUCUACCCUGAAGCCUCCUCAAGAAUUUUUUGAUCACCGACAGCUCUCCCGACCCAAAAACAUGAAUGAGGCGACUUCUCGUGUGACCUAUAAUACCCGCCACUACUCUGGUAACUACCUCAUCGUCAUCGCCAUUCUUGCCGUCUACGCUCUUAUAACAAACCCUCUCCUUCUUAUCGCCCUUGCCUUCCUCGCUGGAGGCUUUGCAGCCAUCAAUAAAUUCGCCCCGGAACCUAUGCAAGUAGGCGACCACAUUAUCACCCAAAAAUCUCUGUACACUGCGCUCUUUGUAAUUGGUCUCCCGCUUUUGUGGAUCGCUUCACCUGUGUCAACUUUCUUCUGGUUAGUUGGUUCAUCGGCGAUUUUGAUCUUGGGUCAUGCCGUGUUGAUGGAGCCUGGGGUUGAGAGCGAGUAUGCGGGCAUUGAGCAGGUUUAGAUUUAGGGUCUUAAAAAUGUGAAGGAAAUUGAGCGGUGUUUUUUUUUCUUCUGAUUCUGCUGUGUGAUACAUACCCGUGCUAUAUGCAAUCAUAAUGUUCCAAAG
Molecule: messenger RNA, 842 nt
Organism: Cryptococcus deneoformans JEC21
Lineage: Eukaryota; Fungi; Basidiomycota; Tremellomycetes; Tremellales; Cryptococcaceae
Product: ER to Golgi transport-related protein, putative
Exons: 5
Coding region: 246-737 (163 amino acids)
Cellular component (GO): Golgi apparatus
Source: RefSeq, a predicted model, not a curated record